AUGGCAAGUUCGUCAUCAUCUAAUGAUUAUGAUGUGGCAUCUGGAGCAUUACAGGAUGAUUUAUUAUGGAUGCAAAAAAGUCAUAUAUCACAAUAUAUUUGGAAUGGUGUUAAUCAAAGGACGUUAAAAAUUCGACGAGCUAUACCACUGUACAAUCAUAGAGAAGCACCGCCCGAGGAAAUUAUUCCUCUAUUACAAGUUUCGGGUUUGUACCCGAUAAUGAAAUUGGCGCAGUUGAAGGUAAAUGGAGCAUUAGUUAAUGCUUUUAUUGAAAGGUGGAGGCCAGAAACACAUACAUUUCAUUUGAAGUGUGGCGAGGCAACUAUUACACUUCAAGAUGUUUUUGUGCUACUUGGUAUUUCUGUGGAUGGAAGACCUUUAACUGGCAAUAGAAAUAUUGACUGGUUUGAGUUGUGCCAUGAAUUAUUGGGUGUCAUGCCUGACGAUGAUGCAGUUGACGGGAACUCACUUUUAUUGAGUUGGUUGACUUCUCAAUUUGCAAAUAUUAAUGAUUUUAUAGGCAACCAACAAGGGCUUGAAAGAUUUGCUCGAGCUUGGAUCUUAAGAUUCAUAGGAGGCGUGAUGUUUGUUGACAAAAGCAGCAAAAGGGUGCCAAUGAGAUAUUUGCAAUUUUUGAGAGACCUUAGAUAG
Molecule: messenger RNA, 651 nt
Organism: Glycine soja
Lineage: Eukaryota; Viridiplantae; Streptophyta; Magnoliopsida; Fabales; Fabaceae
Product: protein MAIN-LIKE 2-like
Exons: 1
Coding region: 1-651 (216 amino acids)
Biological process (GO): meristem development; meristem maintenance
Source: RefSeq, a predicted model, not a curated record